Messenger RNA from Cylindrotheca closterium, 474 nucleotides. NCBI's taxonomy places the organism in Eukaryota, Bacillariophyta, Bacillariophyceae, Bacillariales, Bacillariaceae. The record is from the annotation of a GenBank genome assembly.
AUGUCUACUUGCUUUCGCACCGCUUUAAGGCUAUCACGAUCACUUGAAAAAACUAGUGUAUUCUCUCGAAACUUUGCAUCGUUGGGAUCAUGUGGUGAUUGGUCUUCCAAUCCUUCUCAUGAUGCCAUGGUUUCGUCGCCUAAAUGGAAUAACACACUAUCAGCAUCCACGAAAAUUGGAAAGAAGGAAUCAGCGGAUAAGACAGAUCUUCUUUUGGACAGUAUCUUCUCUCGAUAUUUUCCUCUUCCACAUGCCGAUCACAGCACUCCAAUGAAUUCUGAAAUGGCCAGCUCCUCACCUUCCACUACCAUUCAUGUUCCUCUAUCGAUUUUUGAUCCUCUCGAGCAGAAUGAAGCUAUGCAUGUCUUGAACAGAAAUGCAAGAGGACCAAAGAAGGCCAACAAAGGCUCGAGACCAUGCUCUCGGAUUGCUCGGCGGAAGAAGAAGAAUGCUAUUGGAAAACGUAGACGCUAA